Messenger RNA from Fulmarus glacialis (Northern fulmar), 336 nucleotides. RefSeq names its product oligosaccharyltransferase complex subunit ostc. Gene Ontology annotation, cellular component: oligosaccharyltransferase complex. The transcript is spliced from 3 exons. The annotation marks the transcript as partial. Lineage: Eukaryota; Metazoa; Chordata; Aves; Procellariiformes; Procellariidae. The record is from RefSeq and is a predicted model, not a curated record.
GCCGUCCUUGCUCUUCUCCCCACAGGGAUUAUCUACGACGUGAUUGUGGAACCUCCCAGCGUGGGGUCGAUGACAGACGAACAUGGGCAUCAGAGGCCGGUGGCCUUCUUGGCAUACAGGGUAAAUGGGCAAUAUAUUAUGGAAGGGCUCGCAUCCAGCUUCCUCUUCACAAUGGGCGGCCUAGGAUUCAUAAUUCUGGAUCGAUCCAAUGCCCCAAAUAUCCCCAAGCUGAAUAGGUUUCUUUUGCUCUUUAUUGGAUUUGUCAGCGUGCUUUUGAGCUUCUUCAUGGCCAGAGUUUUCAUGAGGAUGAAAUUACCGGGCUACUUGAUGGGUUAG